Molecule: messenger RNA, 801 nt
Organism: Hymenoscyphus albidus
Lineage: Eukaryota; Fungi; Ascomycota; Leotiomycetes; Helotiales; Helotiaceae
Source: the annotation of a GenBank genome assembly
AUGAGGACGAGGAAGACGAGAACGAGAAAGUGUAGCGUACAGAGCGUGAAACGAGGGGGCGUACUACAACAUAACAACUUUUCUUUUGUCAUAACCAGAAGCCUAGCUGCUUCCAACAACCCAAGAACUGUAAUGACCAUAACCCCCUUCUCAAACAUGUAUUUAGUACAGCUUUACUCAUCUGUUGGAGGGAAACCCCCAGCCGUGCUACUAUAGUCUCAGACUCACACAGCACGUUAAAAGGAAUAAUAAUAAUAAUAACAAUAAGGAGUAGAAACCCCAUGGCGAAAGAAGCCUGAAUAUCAAGGUGGAUUUCUACUUGAUGGCGGGGUACAUUUCGUGGCUGGUACGAGACUGCUACUCGGAGAGAAAGACAAACCUACGAAUUUGACGGCCUAUACAACGCUUCUACAAGAAUACCUUCCUCCAGUUGAUACGGUCAACUCGGUUUGGCAGACUGCCUCUGGAAUUUCGGGCACCUUUUCCGUAUCUUUCGGAACCACUCUCUCGGGCAGCGAAUACGUGGUCGCUUGCGAAAAAGGAAGUGUCACAGUUUCUUUUGGAAAAGUGACGGUUAAACUAGGAGAGGAGAAGGAGAACGUUGAAUCCGUCAAGGAAUUCAAAGAGGAAGGAAGUGGUGUUAAGCAGGAAGUUGCUGCAUGGGCCAAGAGUAUUGCGGACGGAGUUUUCAACACAAAACAAUCACCACAGCACGCUCUAGCAGAUCUCGAGAUUCUAGAGAAGAUGUUGAAGAGUGGUGGGGCACAGGGGCAAGGGCAAAGUUUGAAGUAUCAGAUUUGA